AUCAUUUGCGAUAGAUUUGUUCACGCGAGAGGUAAUCUGUUGACUCAGUGCUUUCACACGGCAAAGGAAGAGAACUUUUCAGGUCGCAAUGUUCAGUCAAAAUCCCAAGAUUUAUCUCCUCGUGGCGAUGGCCUUUGUGGCAAUUGCCAUCAAUUGCGACGCCUUGAAGAUGCAGCAAUCGGGAUCGAUGUCCACACCUGCGAAGCGCUCGGGGCAGGAAAUGACCACACUCGAGGCAAUGGUGGCGUGCAACGAGAGCUUCCGCACCACCGAGGAGUUCCUGCAGGAGCUGAACAAGACGGGCAGCUUCCCAGACGAGUCCGACAAGACGCCGAUGUGCUUUCUCAAGUGCUACCUGGAGAAGACGUCCAUCAUCAGCGACGAGGGCGACAUCAACGACGAGAAGGUGCUGGUGAUGUUCCCCACGCUCACCACUGACGGCAUCGACGACUGCAAGAAGGAAAUGGAUCACACGAAUAACGUGUGCGAGAAGGUCUACUUCCUCGUCCGCUGCGUGAUGACUCGGAUGCUGGUGGACGGGCGGAGCAGCGACAAUAAAUAGAGACGUGAAACACGUGUCAGGCUAGAGUGGAGGGUGCUUUUUUAGAUCUUCGCAAAUAGAUACCACUUGACAUUGCAGCACUCCCCAUAGAACAUUGUACUAACAACUUGCGUGCAAAUAAAAAGUGUCGUAAAGACGACAGUAAAUGUAUCAAUCGAAAAUAUGCCACU
Messenger RNA from Phlebotomus argentipes, 732 nucleotides. RefSeq names its product general odorant-binding protein 84a (gene Obp84a). Gene Ontology annotation, molecular function: odorant binding. The transcript has 3 exons. NCBI's taxonomy places the organism in Eukaryota, Metazoa, Arthropoda, Insecta, Diptera, Psychodidae. The record is from RefSeq and is a predicted model, not a curated record. Bases 89 to 562 code for a protein of 157 amino acids.